AUGGUAACAGGACCAUGUGACGGUAAUUCGGUCAUUGCGAGAUUUUUCAUGCCACCGAUGUUUUUAGGUGAGGUGCAGGAAGGAUUGCGGGUUGAGGUUCAGGUUAUUAAUUUACUACAUCUACGUACCACUUCAGAGGAGACACGAAAUCUGAAUAUACCAAGCUAUUUCUCAAUCGAUUUCAUCAGUGCAAGACAACCGGUAGUCUGGAUAACUGGUCAUGAAGUAAGUCUUGCAACAGCAGGCCUAACAUUGGGAAUGCCGAAAGCUUUCGAUUUACCUGCAAAGAAAGAUGAGUUUUUAAAUUAUACAAAUACUCAUCCAGAUAGAUUAUGGGUAAAGAAAAAUAACGAGCAUCGAGGUAUCAGAAUCCAAAACAUCAAAGAGCUCAAUCUUUUGGAUAACGAUUCAUUCAUUCAAGAAUACAUAUCACAUCCAUUUCUCUUCGAUAAUCGUAAAUUUGACAUCGGUAUUUAUACGGUAAUUACAUCGGUUUUACCGCUUCUUGUAUACAUUUAUGAAGAAGAUGUGCUGCUACGCUUUUGUUCUAAAGAUUACGAACCAUUCGAUGCCAAUGAUGUUGAUAAAUAUGUUGUCGGCGACAACUAUACACCACUUUGGCAGAUGCCACCAUUAAAGAAGUAUUACGUUGAGCAACAAAUGACUUUUCAACAUACCUUCAAUGCAUACCUUGUCGAACUAGGCAAAGAUCUGAGUUUAAUUUGGAAUCGUAUCAAAGAAAUUAUUGCUGUUCAAAAUAAAAUGCUCGCUACUGAAGCGAAUUUUGCUGAUAAAAGACCAUUCUUUGAACUGAGUCGCUUUGAUUUCGCACUUGAUAAAGAUCUGAAUGUUUAUUUGAUGGAGGCGAUGUCGCCAAACUUAUCAUCAGGGCAUUUUAUAUUAAAUAAACUGCUUUAUGAGCAAGUAAUCAUUAAUGCACUCUCAUUGGUUGGCAUUGCGUCACACUUACAUGGAAUAUCCCCUGAAAAUCCAACAGCUCCAAAUGUUUCGGCAGAAAUGGCUGCAAAAAAGAACUCGAAUAUCCUACGAUCAGCUUAUGAAGAGCACAUGUCCAGGCGUAAUAUGCGUCUAAUAUUACCGCGUACGAUACAUGAACCAAAGCGUUUUAGUCCACUGCGUGGUGAACUGGAUACAUUACUCAUUCUCUUGUUUGAUAAUAAAUGCAAACAUGAUAAAACUUGGUGCUUUUGA
This is a messenger RNA of Acanthocheilonema viteae, 1212 nucleotides long. NCBI's taxonomy places the organism in Eukaryota, Metazoa, Nematoda, Chromadorea, Rhabditida, Onchocercidae. The record is from the annotation of a GenBank genome assembly.